CGGCGCGGAGCGGGGCGGGGCGGGGGUGCCGCUGCUGCCGGCCGGUGCCCGGCGCGGGGACGCGGCAGGGGCAGGGCAGGGCGAGGCGAGGCAAGGCAGGGCGCGGCAGAGCGGCGAGGACCCGGGUUCGAGUCCGGCCGGAGCGUGCGGCGUGGGGCGAUGAACUCGCGCAAAGUGCUGGCCCUGCAGGCCCGCAGGCGGCGGCCCAAGCAGCCGGCGGCGGCGGGCAGGAGGGACAAGCCGCCCCACAAGAAGCCAGAGCCUCAGCAGAAAGCCCCCUCUGCACCUCCACCACCACCGCCGCCCCCGCCACCACCCCUGCCGGAGCCCGCCCCGCCAGAGCCAGAGGAGGAGAUCCUAGGGUCUGACGAUGAGGAGCAGGAGGAUCCCGCAGAUUAUUGUAAAGGAGGCUAUCAUCCAGUGAAAAUUGGUGAUCUUUUCAAUGGCCGAUAUCAUGUUAUUAGAAAGCUAGGAUGGGGACACUUCUCCACAGUCUGGCUAUGCUGGGAUAUGCAAGGAAAAAGGUUUGUUGCAAUGAAAGUCGUAAAAAGUGCCCAGCAUUACACAGAGACAGCCUUGGAUGAAAUAAAGUUACUCAAAUGUGUUCGUGAAAGUGACCCUAAUGAUCCCAACAAAGAUAUGGUUGUACAGCUAAUUGAUGACUUCAAAAUUUCUGGAAUGAAUGGAAUACAUGUCUGUAUGGUCUUCGAAGUACUUGGACAUCAUCUCCUAAAAUGGAUAAUCAAGUCCAAUUACCAAGGCCUUCCCAUCCGUUGUGUAAAAAGUAUAAUUCGACAGGUACUUCAAGGUUUAGAUUAUCUCCACAGCAAGUGCAAGAUCAUUCAUACGGAUAUUAAGCCAGAAAACAUUCUGAUGUGCGUGGAUGAUGCCUAUGUUCGUAGAAUGGCUGCAGAAGCUACCGAGUGGCAGAAAGCUGGUGCUCCUCCUCCUUCUGGCUCAGCAGUGAGUACAGCUCCACAACAAAAGCCUGUUGGAAAAAUAUCCAAAAACAAAAAGAAAAAACUGAAGAAAAAACAGAAGAGGCAAGCAGAGCUGUUAGAAAAACGCCUGCAGGAAAUAGAAGAACUAGAGCGAGAAGCUGAAAGGAAAAAAAUAGAAGAAAAUGUAACCUCAGCUGUACCAUCAAAUGAGCAAGAAGAUGAGUACCACCCAGAGGUGAAACUAAAAACAGCUGAUCUAGAAGAGGUAGUAGAUGAAGAACCUGGAAAUGAUGAUGGUGAGGCAGAAGAUCAGGAUGAAAAAGAAGAUACAGAGAAAGAAAACACUGAAAAAGAUGACGAUGUUGAGCAGGAACUUGCCAACAAUGACCCUACAGACCCUAAGUGGAUAGAAUCCCCCAAAACAAAUGGCCAUAUUGUCAAUGGCCCCUUCCUAUUGGAACAACAGAUUGAAGAUGAAGAUGAGGAAGAGGAAGAAUGUCCAAAUCCAGAGGAGUAUAAUCUUGAUGAGCCAAAUGCAAAAAGUGAUUACUCUUAUAGCAGCUCCUAUGAACAGUUUAAUGGUGAAUUGCCAAAUGGACGUCAUAAAAUUCCUGAGUCACAGUUCUCUGAAUUUUCAGCUUCAGUGUUCUCUGGGGCUCUAGAGUCUGUAGCUUGUGGUUCUGCUGUUUCUGAAGGAUCUACUGUAACUGAAAGAGAGGAGAGCAGCCCAUCUCACGACAGGAGCAGAACAGUUUCAGCUUCAAGCACUGGAGAUCUUCCUAAAACAAAAACUCGUGCUGCUGACUUACUGGUGAAUCCACUGGACCCAAGAAAUGCAGAUAAAAUUAGAGUUAAAAUUGCUGACCUGGGGAAUGCCUGCUGGGUGCAUAAACACUUCACAGAAGACAUCCAGACAAGACAAUAUAGAUCCAUAGAAGUUUUAAUAGGAGCAGGUUACAGUACACCUGCUGAUAUCUGGAGUACCGCGUGUAUGGCGUUUGAGCUAGCAACUGGAGAUUACUUGUUUGAACCACAUUCUGGUGAAGACUAUUCCAGGGAUGAAGACCACAUAGCACACAUCAUAGAGCUGCUAGGCAAUAUCCCAAGGCACUUUGCUCUAUCUGGAAAAUAUUCUCGGGAAUUCUUCAAUCGCAGAGACCACAUAGCAUUGAUCAUUGAACUGCUGGGAAAAAUCCCUCGAAAAUACGCUAUGUUGGGGAAAUAUUCCAAGGAGUUUUUCACCAAAAAAGGAGAACUCCGACACAUUACCAAGCUGAAACCUUGGAGUCUUUUUGACGUGCUCGUGGAGAAGUACGGUUGGCCUCACGAAGAUGCUGCACAGUUUACAGAUUUCCUGAUCCCCAUGCUAGAAAUGGUCCCAGAGAAACGUGCUUCAGCUGGAGAAUGCCUUAGGCAUCCAUGGCUGAAUUCUUAGCAGAAUCUCCCAGCUGUAGAAGUAAGCCAGCAACCACUUUCCAAUGCAUCGGACCUAAAUGGUGACUGUCACAAAUUCUUUAGCAGGAUCACACGUGAGCUGGCUUCAAUCCUCAGACCUUUAUUUUGCUUGAGGUACUGUUUGACAUUUUGCUUUUUGUGCACUGUGUUCUUGGGGAAGGGUAGUCUUUUUGUCUUCAGCUAGUAGUUUACUCACCCACUUUCUUCAGAAAACACUUUAACGUGUCUUUAAGCAUUGUUUCUUGUGUUGUGUGGCAUUCAGAUGUCAGAUUUUUGAACAAAAGAAACUUCCCCCCAUGUGUUUUGGCAAGUUUUGUAACUAUUUAUGAAAAAAAUAUUUUAGCUGAUGCAUAUUAUAUAAUUUACAAGCGUAAGAAAUUUAUCAAGUCAGAACUGAGUUACGGCAAGGAAUUGUACAAUUUUAUCUUCUGGCAAAGGGACGUCAUUCUUGUAUUAUAGUGUAUGUAAAUGCACCCUGUAAAUGUUUAUUUCCAUUUAAAUAUGGGACUGGGGACUCAAUUUCAGAGUAAAGCUACUAAGUUUUAGAGAGCUUUAUAGCAAACCAAUUGCAUGUAGUGGACUUUAAACUGCUUUAAGGAAUUGUGUAAACUUUCUAUUCUGUAGCAGUUCCCGUUCAUUGGAUUUUAAACAAAGUGGCUCUGGUUUACAGGAUUUCAUUCCCCAAAUGGCACUUUAAAGGAAGGCUAGACUUCUUUCUAAUAAAGUAUGCAUUAUCAUUUAGCACUCCCUUUUAGAACUUUUGCCUAUUUUAAGUGCUUUUAAGAAAAGAAAAUAGCAAUUUCCCUUACAAUGUGAUAGUGAAGACAUGGUACCAUAUGGUGUUGCCUUUUUAUAAGCACUGUAAGUUGUACUAUACCUUAAGAAAAAAAAUUAAAAAUUGAGCAUGAGAACCACUCUCUGUGUAGAAUUACUGAUCUUUUAUAAUAAAAGUGUGUGCUUGGAAUCAGUUAAGGAAGGAUAGCUGCAAAUAAUUUACAGUGCAGUGGGUAAAAUGCAAGAAGCAAGAUCAUGCUCAUUCCAUUCAUAGCUUUACAUGUUUCUAAAACAAAUUGCACUAGCUUUAUUUUUUUCCCAUAACUAGACAUACAAUUAUUCUUUGUAAGUUGCACGCAAGAAUUACGUGUUUCCUAGGAAAAAAAAGCUACAUAGACUGAAGCUUAUAGGCAAUACAGAUUUUAGAAUGUAAAAUACAGAGGUGUGUUUUGGCCUCUUUUAGAAGUCAGUGGGAUGAAUGUAAGCUUACUUCUGAUUUUCAUGUAACUAUGGUGCCACUUUUUCUUGACUUUGUCCAUAUGAAAUUUAUUCACAUGCCUUUGCAAUAACUAGAUUGUGAGAAGAUAGCCCCAUGCUGUAACAAUAACCAGUUGUUUGAGGUGCUUGCAGUUGUCUAAUUAAAGUGUUUUGUUUUUUCA
Oxyura jamaicensis (ruddy duck) is the source of this 3829-nucleotide messenger RNA. RefSeq names its product SRSF protein kinase 2 (gene SRPK2). The transcript has 17 exons. NCBI's taxonomy places the organism in Eukaryota, Metazoa, Chordata, Aves, Anseriformes, Anatidae. Gene Ontology annotation, biological process: regulation of mRNA processing; spliceosomal complex assembly; protein phosphorylation. Bases 160 to 2376 code for a protein of 738 amino acids. The record is from RefSeq and is a predicted model, not a curated record. Gene Ontology annotation, molecular function: protein kinase activity; ATP binding.